AUGACAACUAGUUUAUCAUCAGAUGUUCCCGUUGGGUAUUUCUCAUGGGCGGAGUAUGAUAUUAUGGCUCCAGUGCAACCAAAGACAGAGAAAGCUCUUGCUGCUGCUUUCAUUUCUAAUUGUAUUGCUCAGAAUUUUAGGUUGCAAGCUCUUGAAGCCUUGAUGGAGGCGAAUGUUACGAUUGAUUCUUAUGGUACUUGUCACCGGAACCGUGAUGAGAGAGUGGAGAAGGUUGAAGCUCUUAAGCGCUACAAGUUCAGUCUAGCUUUUGAGAACACCAAUGAGGAGGAUUAUGUCACCGAGAAGUUAUUCCAAUCUCUUGUCGCUGGAUCCGUCCCUGUGGUUGUUGGUGCUCCAAAUAUUCAAGAAUUUGCACCAUCUCCUGAUUCCGUCCUUCACAUUAAACAGAUGACUGAUGUAGAGACAGUUGCAAAGAGAAUGAAAUAUCUUGCAGAUAAUCCUGACGCCUAUAAUAAGAUGCUAAGAUGGAAACAAGAAGGCCCUUCAGAUUCUUUCAAGGCCCUUGUUGAUAUGGCUGCUGUACAUUCCUCUUGCCGUCUCUGCAUUUUCGUGGCUACAAGGAUCCAUGAGCAAGAAGAGAAGAGCUCUGAGUUUAAGAAACGACCCUGCAAAUGCACUCGAGGCUCAGAGACAGUCUUUCAUUUGUUUGUUAGAGAAAGAGGCACGUUUGAUAUGGAAUCCAUCUUCUUAAGUGAUGGUAAUCUGACUCUGGAAGCUUUGGAAUCUGCGGUUCUCACAAAGUUCAAGUCUCUGAGACAUGUACCGAUAUGGAAGAAGGAAAGACCUGAGAGCUUAAGAGGAGACGGUAUGCUUAGAGUACAUGCGAUAUACCCGCUUGGUCUGACUCAAAGACAAGCCCUUUACAACUUCAAAUUCGAAAGAAACUCAAGUCUCAGUAGUCACAUACAGAGAAACCCUUGUCCCAAAUUCGAGGUUGUAUUUGUCUAA
This is a messenger RNA of Eruca vesicaria subsp. sativa (arugula), 969 nucleotides long. The record is from the annotation of a GenBank genome assembly. NCBI's taxonomy places the organism in Eukaryota, Viridiplantae, Streptophyta, Magnoliopsida, Brassicales, Brassicaceae.